UUCAACUUACCGCACGUGUAACAUACCCUAUUUUAUUUAUAUUACAAGUGCGUGUAAAGUGGCCUAUUACGCGCGUAAAACGUGCAUACCUAGAUGUUUUAUUAUCACCAUCAAUAAAAGUGUAAUAUCAUUGAAGAUAAACUUUUUCCAACAGAUUAUUUGUGGGUGGAAGGAGAUAUCUGUGAGAUGUCAAUGCUGCUCAUAAAUCCUUUACCAUUUGAAUUGCACGUGUCUAACAUGAGACUUUUGACAAACGGUGUAGUAUUUGAAUCGAUACCAGAAAGUAUUAGCCUGCCUGCUGAGUCUGGUCCGAUUGCGGUUACGUUAGCAGGCAGACCCAAGGAAGUUGGUGAUUUAGAAAUACUCGGAUUCAGCACGCAUACAUUAGGAGUUAAAUCUAACUGUAGAUUGAGAUACAUGGAGGGUAUGUUACAUCCUCAAUAUACGGUCGAAGUCAUUCCAGUCUUACCAAGAAUUGAUGUCGCAACUAGUUUGCCUCAAACUGCUAGUUUCAGUUCCGGCGACAAUAUAAUUACCAGCGCGAGUAUAUCUGUCUAUGGCGGUGAGAGCCCCGAGUGUACCGUGACGAUAACGAACGCCGGUCAAGUUCCUAUUGAAAUGGUCGAUUUAUCAGUACAGUCCACUCUUGAUGCUGUAACUGAGAGUAAAAUUUUCAAAUGGAGCGAUGAGAAUCUAAUAACGCAAUUGCCUUCACAACCUGGCAGCAGUGCGAGUCUUACUUUAUAUCUGUACGCAGCGACGGAUUUUAUAGCGCCUUUGAUUAGAAAUUAUGUCACUGUCUUAGUCAACCAAGUAGUUUAAUAUCACAUUCAGCCCACAGUUCUUUACCAUCUAGGCUUAGUUCUCCGUCUAAUACGAAAAGACAAUCCGAGCUGACCUCUUCCUUCAGAUCGGGAAUAAGUUCGCACUCGGCCACUCUUCUGUAGCAAGCACGCGUUUGUCGAAACUUGCGGUACCUUUGCAGAUGUCUAAUAUUAUCGAAGGUCAAUUGAGAAUAAAAUAUUCAGGAGGUGGAGGCUUGGUAACUGGAUACUGCAGAAUUUCAUCUGUUUUUUAUAACCAUUGAGAUGCUACCCAGUGUGCAGAUUACUAAUUGGGAUGUGUUGCCGGCUGAAACACCAUUGCAAUUUUAUCUCGUACUGGACGUGACAAACAUGACAAAUCACGAAAAGGAAUUGCACUAUACGCAAAAUAAAUGUAUAUACAUGGA
This is a messenger RNA of Temnothorax curvispinosus, 1231 nucleotides long. RefSeq names its product protein brunelleschi-like. Bases 187 to 822 code for a protein of 211 amino acids. NCBI's taxonomy places the organism in Eukaryota, Metazoa, Arthropoda, Insecta, Hymenoptera, Formicidae. Gene Ontology annotation, cellular component: trans-Golgi network. The transcript is spliced from 4 exons. The record is from RefSeq and is a predicted model, not a curated record.